AUGAAACCUGGAAGCUCAAAGUCCAACAAAUAUGGACCGUCUAUAAUUGACAUGUUUUCUAAACAAUUUGCUAAAAGGAAACAGGAAAACUUUGAUGUUACUAAUGAACAAUUGCAAGAUAAUAAAGUAGAUGAGAAUACCUUGGUAAUAAGCGAAGCUAAUAAAGAAAACCAUAAUUUACAAGCGAAGGAAGAAUGCUUUGAUGAACAUCUUAAUAAAAGAAUAAAAACUGAAAAUGAUAAGGUUGUACCAAAAUUUCAAGUUACAAAAACAAAUACUUUCCCUAAAAAAUGUGAAUACUGUCGUCAAAAAUUGAACGAUGAAAUGAAACUUUAUCCGGGUCACCCAAAUGGCGCUGUAGAAGAAGAGAUUGCUUUAAUCGAUCCAAAAUUAUGCUUAUUUAGCGGAAGCGAAUCAUUUAUACAUGAAAGUGAUCAACUGCCGCAAAAUAAAUUAACUUACUUUAGCGUUUAUGAUAAAAAUGGUCAUUUGUGUUCUUUCGAUACUGGGCUUAUAGAAAAAAAUGUAAAAUUAUAUUUUUCCGGAUAUAUGAAGGCUAUUUAUGAAGAAGAUACAUCACCCGAUGGCGGAGUACCAGCAAAAGAUAUAGGUCCAAUAAACGAGUGGUUCGUGUCUGGCUUCGAUGGGGGUGAAAUGGCUCUUGUAGGUUUUAGUACAGCAUUUGCUGAAUAUAUUCUAAUGGAACCAUCGGAUGCGUAUAUUCCUUUCUUUGAUCUGAUUAAAGGCAAAAUAUACAUGAGUAAAUUGGUCAUCGAAUUUCUCUUGGAUGAGAUUAGUCCUACUUACGAAGAUUUACUCAAUAAGCUUCAAACGAUAGUCCCACCUAAAGGGAUAGCAAAAUUCACCGAAGAUUCUUUGCUAAGACAUGCACAGUUCAUAUGUGAUCAAGUAUUGUCAUUUGAUAAUUCCGCUGACUCCGAUGAGGUACCUCUUAUUACAAAUCCUUGCAUGCGAGCAUUGGCUAGUCUUGCUGGUGUCACGUUGGGAAAAAGAUUAGCAAUUCGUCGAACACGUCAAGAACAAAAAAUUAAAAAACCUACUUGGACAAAAGCAACUACCACGCGAUUAGUUAAUGAUAUGUUUGAAAAUAUUUUUGCUGAUCAAUUGAUUAAACACGAUGAUAAAAUAAAAAUGGGGCCGAAAAGACAGAGGUGUGGAGUGUGCGAGAAUUGUCAACAGCCAGAUUGUGGUUUUUGUAAUGCUUGUAAAGAUAUGAUAAAAUAUGGAGGAACUGGGAGGAGCAAGCAAGCCUGUAUUAGAAGAAGAUGCCCAAACAUGACUAUUCAAGAAGCAGAUGAUUCUGAUCCUGAAAAUGAAGAACGUUACGAAACUCUGAUUGAAAAUAAAAAAAUUGAAAUAAAAGAAAACUGGAAAAAAGUUUUUCAAGAACUUAAGAAAGAUAUUACAUGGGUAAAGGAUCAAAUUACUGUCGAUAAUCAAAAAAUUUUUUACAAAUCUGUUAUAGUGAACAAUGAAGAAAUACAAGUAAAUGAUUAUGUACUCGUCGCGUCAAGAUAUUCAGCGACUCCAUCGCAUGUUGCUAAAGUUAUUUACAUGUGGGAAACUAAAAGCGGUAUGAAGCAGUUUCAUGCAAAUUGGUUUCACCGGGGUAAUGACACUAUCCUUGGGGAAACGUCAGAUCCUAAAGAAUUAUUUUUGAGCGACGACUGCGAUGAUGUACCGAUCACAUGUAUUAGUUCAAAAUGUACUGUUAUCUUUAAAAAAAUACCGGAUAAUUGGGCUGAUUUAGGUAAUAUGGAGUCAAGCUUCGAAGAUGAGAUAAAUGAUAUAGAUCAUAAAACAUUUUUUUACCAAAAACGCUAUAUACCUGAAACAGCUAGAUUUGAAGACCCACCAUCCGAUUUAAAAUGUGUUAAAAAAGAAAAUAGUUAUCGAUUUUGUCCUACUUGUGCUCGUUUAAGAGCAUGGGAACAAUUUAAUACACCGAAGGUAUUCGAACGAAUAGAAGAAAAGAGUAGCAAAGAAGUUAUUUAUCGAAUAGUAAAAUACAAGGGCGAAGAGUAUAGCGUUGGCACAACCGUAUUCUUACAACCAGAAGUUUUCAAAUUCAAAUAUGAAACUACACAUCAAGAUGUAUUCAGUCUGAAAAAGAAAAACGUAGACGAGGAUAUGUACCCCGAGUUUUAUAGAAAAUCUUCUGACCAUAUAAAGGGUUCAAAUUUGGAUACCCCCAAACCUUUUUGCAUAGGAUAUAUAAAUUUAAUAUAUGCUAAUACAGACGAUAUGCUAGUUUCACCUUCUGACAUUAAUAUCAAAGUAAAUAAAUUAUAUAGACCAGAAAAUACACAUAGAGAACCUACGUUAAUGGAACAAUCCGAUUUAAAUAUGGUUUAUUGGAGCGACGAAAUAUGCAGAGUAAAAUUCAUGGACGUUGUUGGUAAAUGCUAUCUUGUUUAUUCGGAGAAUUUAUGUCAAUCUGUCGACGAAUGGACCGUUGCCGGGCCAAAUCGAUUUUAUUUUAACGAAGCUUACAAUGAACAAGAAAAAACGUUUUACGAACCACCGGAUUGUGCUAUUAGUAUUGGUAAAUGCGGCAAAGGUAAACAUAAUUCGAAACUUAAAAGCAAAAACGCGGAAGAAACGAAAAGAAAAGCAUUGAUCAAUAAUCCUAUUGAACACAAAACGCUAUCAAGAAAAUUGAAAACAUUGGAUGUGUUUGCUGGUUGUGGUGGGUUGUCCGAAGGUUUCCAUCGGGCUGGUAUUUCUGAAAAUUGUUGGGCCAUUGAAAAAGAAGAACCAGCUGCUAAUGCAUACCGAUUAAACAAUUCGAAUGCAACAGUAUUUACAGAAGAUUGUAACAUAUUGUUAAAGAAAGUAAUGGAUGGUGAAAUAACGAACGAGUUCGGUCAGAAACUUCCUCAAAAAGGACAAGUAGAAAUGCUUUGCGGUGGGCCACCGUGCCAAGGUUUCAGCGGCAUGAAUCGUUUCAAUUCGCGACAAUAUUCUUUAUUCAAAAGCUCUCUCAUCGUGUCCUACUUAUCGUAUUGUGAUUUCUAUAGGCCCAAAUUUUUUGUUAUGGAAAAUGUUCGGAACUUUGUAUCUUUUAAAAAGAGCAUGGUUUUAAAGUUAACGUUGAGAUGCCUGAUUCGCAUGGGCUAUCAAUGCACGUUCGGUAUUCUUCAAGCUGGAAAUUAUGGUAUACCUCAAACAAGACGAAGAAUGAUACUUUUGGCUGCUGCACCUGGACAACAACUACCAAAAUAUCCAGAACCCACCCAUGUAUUUAGUAAACGUGUAUGCCAAUUGAGCGUAUUAGUCGAUAAUAGAAAGUAUAAUUCAAAUUGUACUUGGACAGAAUCGGCACCAUUUCGUACAAUUAAUGUGAAGGAUGCGAUGUCCGAUUUACCAGAAAUAAAAAAUGGAUGGAGCAAAGACGAAAUGCCUUAUAACAGCGAACCAAUGUCACACUUUCAAAGAAACGUGAGAAAAAAGCAGUAUCAACUUUUAUUGAGAGAUCAUGUAUGCAAAGAAAUGGCGCCUCUUGUAGAAGCUAGAAUGGCUCAUAUACCAAUCGCACCUGGUUCAGAUUGGCGCGAUUUACCAAACAUUGCUAUAAGAUUAAGCGAUGGUACUUAUUGUAACAAAUUGGAAUACAUUUAUGACGAUAAGAAAGCUGGGAGAAGUUCUACGGGAGCAUAUCGCGGUGUAUGUAGCUGUUGCACUGGAAAAUCGUGCGAUUCCACGGACAGACAAUUUAAUACCCUAAUUCCAUGGUGUCUCCCACACACAGGCAAUCGCCAUAACCAUUGGGCUGGUUUAUACGGUAGAGUAGAAUGGAAUGGAUUUUUUGGUACCACUAUUACAAAUCCUGAGCCUAUGGGGAAACAGGGUCGAGUAUUACAUCCAGUACAAACGCGAGUGGUAAGCGUACGCGAGUGUGCGAGAUCACAGGGAUUUUCAGACUCUUUUCGUUUUUACGGCACCAUACUUGAUAAGCAUCGACAAAUUGGAAACGCAGUUCCACCUCCACUCGCAGCGGCUAUCGGAUACGAGAUACGGAAAUGCAUACAAAGUGAAAAUAUAACGACCGAGACCGACAGAGACGUAGAAUCGAAAAUUAAUUGUUUGAUAUCCACUAGAGAUGAUACAAUUUUGAGUGAAAAUAUUUAAAAAUUUUUAGGUACAUGCAAAUAAUGAUAUGCAAGUUCGUGUUCGAGUAUCGAAAACAGACGAAUACGCACAUUAUUUUUAAUUUAUGAUUAGAUUUAAUCAAAUUAGGCGCCCAUUAUUUAUUUAAACAUAAUUAUAAUUGAAGGAGUAUUUAAUGUUAAGCGUUACACAAUCUUACGAGCGAAGAUAUCUAAAAAUAGUACAAAAUACCUCGAUUCUUUUUUGUUUAAUAUAAACUCUUAUUUGGUGAAACACUGAUUUAAUUAAUACUUUAAAACAUCUUGAGAAGGUUUCAUUCGAGUUUUAAACAAGUUUUAUUUUCGAUUAUCAUAAUAAUGAUCAAUUAUGUAGCUGUAAAAAUAACCCCUUUCGUUAUUCUAUUUUUCUGCCUUUUAUUAUAUAGCCGAUAAGUCAUAUAGAUUAAUUAGCAAAUAAUUAUUUAUUAAAUUUCGAUUAUAUUUAUCCGUCGUACUUUUAUAAAUAUCUAGUUACUUUGUACUUAACAUUCCAAUGUCGAUUUUAAUUCUUUUCUGAAUAAAAUUUAUUGUUGUUAAAAAGAGUGGUCUUACGAAAUACUACAUCUCUAAAACGGUUAUAGAUACAAAAAAAAUGCAUCUAAAAACAACAAAUACAUCCAUUUUUUAAAUGGAACUCUAUAAUUUUGAUUUGUCUAUCCAAUGCAGUAUUUUAAUUUCUAUAAAGAAGUAUUGAGGUAUUUAUACCUUAUACCGAAUACUUCCGGAGUUAUAAUAUUUUAAAGUUUACUAACGCCGUGUGUUAAGAAAACAUCUAAUUUUCGUGUUAACCACGACCCAGAAUGAAGAAUGGAAAAUUUGUAAUAUUUUUCAAUGAGGAAAAGUUAAAUCUAUAGACGAUCCUGAUAAAUUAAAACGCUAUUGACAUGAUUUACGCAAAGUUGAAACCGUAGGCACGAGUAGAAGUUUAACGGUGUUGGCAGCAUUUAGCUAUAAUUCUAAAACGCCAGUAGGUAAAAUUUCUACGAGAUUGAAAGCAGAUAAAUAUAUCAAUCUUUUCGAAGGCAUUCUGAUUGUUUUAUCGAAGAAAAUCAUGAAGACAAUAUUUUAUUCUUCAGCAAAGUAACGCAGAAAUACAUAACCCUAAGAAGAUUUAAGAAUGGUUAAAAAAAAAAUUUUCCAUUUAUGAAGAGAAGCCCUGACGUUUUCUUGAUCUAAAUAUAAUUGAAAAUUCGUGGGAUAUUUUAUCAAGUAUAAUACACAAAAAUAGGUGUAAUAUAGCGACAUUAAAGAGUUAGAGAAUGCAAUAAUAUAUGAAUCCGAAAUCAGUAAGAUUUAAGCCCAAAAAGGCUUAAAGAUUGGCCUUCUAAACCAAAAUACCCCUUAAAUGCCGUCAAAAUCACAACACAAUACUAUCUACAUUCAAGUAUUAUUGUCCGAGAAUGAAAAAUUUUUAACAACAUUGUAACGACAGAUAUUUAUAACAAUGGAAAAUUUACGUGUGUAAAAGUAUCGAGCUAAGUAAUGAUCUUAUAAAAAGGAAAUUCAUGAAUUGUUAUUGCACAAUAAUUGAAGGUUGAGAAAAGUAUGAUUUCACAACGUUUAAAUAGUAUUCGAUUAUUUGGAGGUAUUGGUGUUAAAAAACGAUUCAUUGGUAUAAUUAGAAUUUGCACUGAGACACUGAAACUGGACUGUGGAAAUUUGAAAGAAAAUUCUGUUUAACAAUGAAUGCAAAUUAGGUACUACAAUGGCGUGGUGGUAAAGUACGAGGCUUCCACCCGGCGGGCCCAAGUUCGAUUCCCCAAUGAAUGCAAAAUUCAAGUUGUUUGAAAUGGAUGGAAUACAGUAGGAACAAAGUACAUAUGUAUAACUCUAGGUAUCAAAUUCCAACAAUCAAACAUGGGAAGAGGAAACGUUAUGAUAUAGGUUGUAUUCUUUGCCCAAAGGGGUGAAUCUUUAGUUAAAGUAGAAGGUAAAAAGAGUAUUUUAUACAAAUAUAUUAGAAUAGAAGACGUAACCAUAUGCCAAAUUAAGUUUUCCAAUACAGCGUCCACUAACUGUGGCAACACAAUCAACUGAUCUAAAUCUCUUUAAACACCCAAGAAAUGAAUCAGUACUUAAAUUGGGUUAAGACCACAAAACAUAAUAGAAAAAAAUGACCUGUUGUAGUUUUUAAAGAACGAAUGGAUAAAAAUUUCAAAUCAAUCUAUUAAACGUCUUAUUGAAGUAUUAAAUAUAACUAUAAUCUUGAAAUAUCAAACAAUCUAAACUUUGUGCUUGUAUUAAAAAUCAUUUAUAAUUUAUGUUGAUAAAUAAUCUUGGCCUGAUACUUUUGCACGCGCCCAAUUCCCGUAUUAAUAAAUAUGUAUGUAUAUCAUUACAACAAAGUCAAAAAUUUAUUAUCUUCGUACACUGAUACCUUAUUAUCAAACACUCUUUGUACAGUGAGUCACAGUCGAAAUCAUACAGCACGUAUUAGAAAAUGGUUCGUCUCGUAAAAAAAUUUAGGGACAAUUUUUAAAAACGAAUCUAACGAGUAUACAUA
This is a messenger RNA of Colletes gigas, 6672 nucleotides long. It is a transcript of the gene Dnmt1a, whose product is annotated as DNA (cytosine-5)-methyltransferase PliMCI-like. NCBI's taxonomy places the organism in Eukaryota, Metazoa, Arthropoda, Insecta, Hymenoptera, Colletidae. Bases 1 to 4152 code for a protein of 1383 amino acids. Gene Ontology annotation, molecular function: zinc ion binding; DNA (cytosine-5-)-methyltransferase activity; DNA binding. Gene Ontology annotation, cellular component: nucleus. The transcript has 15 exons. The record is from RefSeq and is a predicted model, not a curated record.